CUGCAUGCAAUUCCGUUGAUGAGCAGCUUUAUAGUUUGCGCCGAGGUUUCGCAGUCGCGAUCACGUCUAGAUCACUGCUAAAUUCUCAAAAGUCAACAAACAUCCGAAACUGGCCUUUCCUCGCCCGCUUUUCCUUAUUCGCUACACCUUUAAGUCACUGGAGAGACAUUAUCAUCUCGACGCGUCUUUUCAACCUCAUUCGCAAUGGAUUCCAGCUAUUUGUCCCAGCAGGUAUCGACGAUCAUUGGACAACUUCAUGGCUUGUUUGACGAGAUUGGCGUUCCCAACCAUGAACGGGAGACGCGGGAAGCAGAGCUGUUUGCUGCUCUUUCCGAAACCUUACAAAACCAAGUCCGUCGAGUCACCACUGAAAAGAAUGAGAUGACCGAGGAGGCUCAACGUAUCAUUACUACAAUUAGGCAAAUGGAGGCAUCCUUGGAUGAUAGGAAAUCACGGCACGAGUACGAGGCAGAGGAUGAGGAUUUUAAGAUCACCUACCCAUUGGCACGUUGCUUGCAGGGCUUGAAGGAAAAGCACUCUCAAAUUGCUAAGCUGCACAAGGAGCGAUUCGAGCAAGUCAAGAAACUCGUUCAAGCUCUCGAGUCAUACUCCUCUCACCUGGAACCUUCCUUCAUUAAGAUCUCUCUACCACCUACCUCUCCGAACGCCAGCAUCCCACCCACAUUCGACCUAUCACCUACUUAUGUAACUGCUCUUGAUGAUGAGUUUACUCGAGUCUACGAGGAAUACACCCGACGAGUCGCGACCGUGAAGGCAUUGUCAGAGAACAUUAUCCAGCUAUGGGCAGAACUCGGCACACCACAGGCACAGACCGAUGGAACUAUUGUCAAGUACUAUAGAGACGCACCCGAGCAGUUGGGACUUCAUGAAGAGGAUGUUGCUAGACUGCGUGCAAAGAGGGACAAGCUUUCAGACGAGAAGAAAUCACGUGAAAAGCGCCUCAAGGAUCUGAAGAGCACCGUCGAAGCUUUAUGGGAGAAGUUGGGCGUUGAGGAGCGGGAGAGAAAGCAGUUCUUGAAUGGCAAUCGAGGUUGCGGUGUUCGACAGAUCAACGAAUUCGAGGAUGAGCUGUCUAGGCUGAAUGAGUUGAAGAGACAAAACCUCCACUUGUUCGUUGAAGAUGCGCGCUACAAGCUGCAAGAGCUAUGGGACAGUCUAUACUUCUCGGAGGAGGAAAUGCUGGAGUUUACACCUGCAUUCUCCGACGUCUACAGUGACGCUUUGCUUGAGGCGCAUGAACAGGAAAUCGGUCGACUAGAGGCUCUCAAGGAACAACGUGCACCAACUUUGGCUCUUAUCGACAAGCACCGAUCAUUGGUCAAGGAUCGCGACGACUUGCAGGCCUCGAGUCAAGAUGCAUCAAGACUGCUGGGUCGUGGUCAAAAGGGUGAGAAGCGAGAUCCGACGCGAUUGCUUAGGGAAGAGAAGAUGAGAAAGCGAAUUGCAAAGGAUCUGCCGAAGGUUGCAGUCGAAUUGAGAAAGGUCUUAGAGUCAUGGGAGGACGAAUACGGUCGACCAUUCCUUGUACAUGGCGAGAGGUACCUCGAUGAACUCGAAGCUUCUGAGGCGAAGCCUGUUCCCGGUCCUCGAUCAAAGACCCCAGCAGGACCUCCGCCUACUGCAACCAAGGCUCCCAAGUCUGCACCACCCGCUCGGUCGAAUAGUGUUGUCAAGGCUCCACCACCACGAACUGGAGCAAAGACACCUACAGCAAUGGGAACAGGCACUUUGAGACGAAACGCUCUUCCAGCAUCAGUCGACAAACCUGCAGGCAAAUCCCCGUCUCGUAUUCCAGCCCGCGCUCCACUUUCGAAUCUCAAUCAUGGUGGUAAUUCGCCUGAACGCCGUCCACAGAACGAGGCCACCAUUCGGGGCAAGAUGGGACCGCCACCAAGCAGAGCACCUCCACCAAGGAUGCGUGACCUCUUUGUACCGCCCCCAGUGGCCACUCCCAUCACCCAUUUUCGAUCAGAGAGCGUUGCGUCGAGUGGCAGUGUUCGUCACGUUUCUCCUGAAGAUAAUUUCUAUGAUGGGACUCAUUCUCAGCGCAGCCGCCCUCAAUCAUACCAUGAACUGAAGUCUUCCAUGAGAUCGAAUGAGAGAGACAUGCACUCUUACCCGAACGCGCCCCCAAGUCGCCAAAUCUCAAACACAUCAUCUCAUACGACAGUGUCUGGUUCAGAGAACUGGCAAACUAUCGAAGAUGAUUCUGAGCCUGAACGAGAUGCAACAGAGGCGUAUUAUGUAAAGCUUCGAGCCACUCACGGAAAACGCUAUACCCCAGAAGACUAUCCUCAAAGCGAACCCAUCAAGAAGCAACGAGGAAUUCCUCCGUAUGAUGCUCGUGCAGGCUUCACAGAAACAGAUGGUGUCCGUAUUGCUUCCGGUAGUGAAGCGAAUUGGACUGACGAAGAUGCUUUCUAAGUUUAUCCUUCUCUUCUUUCCUCUGUCUAGAGUUACAUCGGAGUUGCAAUGUGCUUCAUAGAUUCGACCUGCUGUUUAUUUCAGCAGACCUACCACGAAGGUCACGAGCAACGCUUUCUGAUGAUUAUGACGCCCUGAACUGCCGGAUAACAGUCGGAGUUCAAUAGUCCUUUCUCAGCAAAAGUUGAUUCAUUUCUUGUAUUUUGUUUCUAGCAUGUGGAUCUGUUGUUUAGGUACUUUGAUAGGAUAUCAGCACAUGGCCUGAUCCUCCUUCGCGCGGUCUGUGGUUGGUGUUUGGAGUACAGGAUGGACCUGCGAAGAGAGGUUUGUAACAAGGCGUUUAUCAUAAGGUACUCAACUGUAUGAAGUAGAAAGUCAAUAAACAAAAUUAAG
Messenger RNA from Mollisia scopiformis, 2838 nucleotides. RefSeq lists its product as uncharacterized. Gene Ontology annotation, cellular component: mitotic spindle midzone; cytoplasm; spindle. Gene Ontology annotation, biological process: microtubule cytoskeleton organization; mitotic spindle midzone assembly. Gene Ontology annotation, molecular function: microtubule binding. The coding region runs from base 205 to 2445 and encodes 746 amino acids. NCBI's taxonomy places the organism in Eukaryota, Fungi, Ascomycota, Leotiomycetes, Helotiales, Mollisiaceae. The record is from RefSeq and is a predicted model, not a curated record. The transcript has 4 exons.